Messenger RNA from Saccoglossus kowalevskii, 420 nucleotides. RefSeq names its product death-associated protein kinase dapk-1-like. Lineage: Eukaryota; Metazoa; Hemichordata; Enteropneusta; Harrimaniidae. The record is from RefSeq and is a predicted model, not a curated record.
AUGAAUGUUGUAAAGAUACUCGUAAACCAUAAUAUAGAUAUCUAUGCAGUAGACACAGAGGAGGGAAAUGCAUUACACUUGGCAGCAUCAAAAAACACUGUGGAUGUUAUAAAGAUGCUCUUAGACCAGAAUAUAGAUAUCUAUGCAGUAGACAGAGAGGAGGAAAAUGCAUUACACUUGGCAACAUCAAAGAACACUGUGGGUGUUAUAAAGAUGCUCUUAAACCAGAAUAUAGAUAUCUAUACAGUAGACAGAGAGGAGGAAAAUGCAUUACACUUGGCAGCAUCAAAGAACACUGUGGAUGUUAUAAAGACGCUCUUAGACCAGAAUAUAGAUAUCUAUUCAGUAGACAGAGAGGAAAGAAAUUCAUUACACUUGGCAGCAUCAAAGAACACUGUGGAUGUUAUAAAGAUGCUCUAA